Lottia gigantea (owl limpet) is the source of this 2640-nucleotide messenger RNA. RefSeq lists its product as hypothetical. The transcript is spliced from 13 exons. Lineage: Eukaryota; Metazoa; Mollusca; Gastropoda; Lottiidae. Bases 113 to 1915 code for a protein of 600 amino acids. The record is from RefSeq and is a predicted model, not a curated record.
GAAUGAAAUCACCGAAGUGUAAAAACUGCCGUAAGCAGCGAUUUUGAAUUGGUGUCAAUCAUUAAAACCCUCCUCAUCAUUUAUUUGACAGUUCGACACGUCUGCUGUGAGAAUGGGGAUCAUCAUCUCUCUUUUUAAAGCGAUUUUUGGUGGCCUUUUUUCGUCAAAAGAUGGAACCAAAAAAAGUAAAUAUGAGGUAGAAGAUGGAGUUACGCUGUUUAGUACAGCUCUAAGCCCGUGCGCUAGACGUGUUCGAAUUGCUCUCCUAGAAAAACAGAUUCCUUUUAAAUUGGUUGAGAUAGAUUUGUUUACUGGUGAACAGUUUAACGAAGAAUUCACGUUCGUCAACCCAAAUAGAAAAGUUCCAGCUAUCGCUUUUAAAAAUGUAAAGGGAAUAGCUGAUGGUUUUUACAGCGAAUCUAAUGUUAUAACAGAGAUACUGGACAGCAUAUCACCAGGUCCUAAACUUUAUUCUUCUGAUAAACGAGAAAGAGCAGACAUCGUCCAAUGGCAAGACUACGAACAGAGUAUAACAGAUGAUUUUGGACUACUGGUUUUUCAUAAUUUGCUGUGUUUUGUAUUACGAAUGGUUUUCAACGAUUUAGACGACCUAGAAGAGAAGACAAAGAAUUUUCCUGAAACUUUUAAAGCAAGAGGCAUAAGUGCAUAUAACAGUGAAGGAAAAUCUGAAGACGAGAUUAACCAGCAUUUUAUAGCUUGUUAUCAGAGUCUACUUACACUAGAACGUGGCUUACAGGGCAAAAAAUAUCUGGUUGGAAAUCGUUUCACUGCAGCUGAUCUGACAGUUUUCUCCAGAGUUGACAUGUUUCCAUUGGUUGGUAUGCCAAUAAUUCAUAAACAUUUUCCAAACAUUUCUCGCUGGUUAGAGUUAAUUCGCAGCAGGAAAUCUGUGGUCGAUAGCGAAGAUUGGUGUACAAAAUUUCAAAAAUUUCUGAUAAUUCAUUUCCCCUCCAUUUUUGUCCUGAUUGGGAAUUGUAAAAGUGGACAGAAACAUCAUAGAAGAAUGGAUGGUGAACUGGUUGUAGAAAGAGCCAUAAGCGAAGCCCCCAUUAGUACAGACAUAAAGUCUCUGGAUGAUCAAGAUGGAGAUGAAAUAUUGAUCACCUAUUAUCCAGUCUCAUCCAGUUCUUUUCAAAUUACUCUUCUGUUAGAUAUAUUACAUUUGGACUAUAGUAAGAAGAAUGGUCAUGUCUUGGAUUUGAUUGGUCGAGCUGCUGGGUCAGGUGGUAUAUACAACAUUUAUCAUAAAAAUCAACCAAUCAGAGGCAUGCAAGCUAUUUUAGAAUAUAUUUGUAAUAUGGGCUCAAAUCCAGAUUUAUAUCCCAAGUCUCCUGAAGACAGAGCGAAGGUACAGAUCUGGUUAGGUUGGGAACAAACAAUGUUUACUCAAGAGUUAUCCCCCUUGAUAGAACGAGAUAUAUUGUCCAAGGUGUUGGUAUUACGUUAUGAGAAACAUUUAGAUGAUUUGUUACAACUCAGAAGCAAUCUACAGUAUAAAAAUAAAUUUCAGAAUAUUCUCAAGUGCUUUAUGAUAGGACUCCCAGAGAAAAGUGAAUGUUGGAAUCAGUUAACAGAAGAAUAUGCUGAAUGUGUUCCUGAUUUCGAAGCUGUAGAAAAACAACGUAAAGGCUUGUUUCAACUUUUACAUCUUCGACUUCAACACUUAGACAACACACUUAUACAUCAAGAUUAUUUAGUCGGAAAGACCUUGACCUUGGCAGAUAUCUGUGUCUUCAGUAGACUGAUGUUCUUCUCGGCAAUUGGGAUGAAAAUAUCAGCGCAGAAAUACAGUCAUGUGACCACCUGGUUACUUCUGCUCCAAUCAAAAACAAGCUUUUCUGACAUGGUUGAUAAUUUGACCAAUCAGAUCCAAGCUUUGACUCUUGGUCAAUAAAUCAGAUAUAUGCUGUUUAUUCUUUAUGUUGUUUAAGAUUCUUUUUUUCUGCUCUACGUUGGUGCAAAUGCAGUAUGCAAUGAGGAAAACUUUUCCUGGACAGCAGCAUUAGCAUUAUCUCGUUCAACUUUCCAGGGAUCUUCAGCGUACACAGCCUGUAAAUGGGUUUCUGUUUAUUGUCCCACCUCUUUUCAUUUCAUUUAUCCAAUAUUGUACAGAGCGCUAGGAUGUAAAACUACAUACAAGUUAAUUUAAAACAUUCCAAAAUGGUGGAUUGAAUCUCGAAAAUGAUUAUUUUAUAAAUAUACAAAAAUAUUUUGAAAAUAACAUCAUUAUUAGUGUUUCGUUUUUAAUUACCUUUUUUUUUUGAUAUAACCACUGCAGUUAACACUUUGUCCUAACCUGAUCAAAACUGUGUCACAAAAUGCCAGCAUUGGAGAAGGUAGAAAUUUGAUUGGUUAAUUUGAUGAACGUUCAAGAGGGCCGUCGUUAGACCUUGACUGAAGUGGCUGUAUUAAACAUAAAAGCUAAAGAUAGACAAAAGUUUGUUCUAUGCUGGGUUGAGGUGUCAUAGAGUGGAAUUAGGUGCUGAGAGUGCACAGAAGGCUACUUACAAUUCCAUUUUUUUAAUUUUUUAUAAUAUUGCAGUAAACGAUUAAAAAGUUCUUUAAUAAUAAUGACAAUGUAAAUUGUUGAAACGACGCAAUAAAGUCUAUUUUUCCUUU